Molecule: messenger RNA, 277 nt
Organism: Rotaria sordida
Lineage: Eukaryota; Metazoa; Rotifera; Eurotatoria; Philodinida; Philodinidae
Source: the annotation of a GenBank genome assembly
AUGAUUAUGAUGUUACGUUUACUGUAUAUAUUUACAUCUUGUUUUGUAUCAAUUUAUGGCCACGGUUAUCUAUUAGAUCCAGUAGGUCGUAGUUCAGCUUGGCUUGUUGAUCAAUCAUUUAAACAAUGUUGUACUUAUAAUAACCAUAUGGAAAUGUAUUGUGGUGGUAUUCAACAUCAAUGGAAGACAAACGGAGGUAAAUGUGGUAUCUGUGGUGAACCAUAUGAUAGACCAGCUAAAUUAUUUGAAAAAGGAGGAGCUAUGUAUACAGGUAAAA